UCUGGGGAGAUUGUGAUGACACUUAAAAGCCAUUCAGCCUAUUUUUGCACAACACUAAAAGGUCUGUGACCGUGAGGGGAGGUCAUUUCAAUUCCUGUUAAGUGCUAUAAGGCGACAUAAUAUAAAGCAUUGGUGUGAAGACACAAACCUCUCCAGACUUCAAACAAUCUUUGGAUUUGGCAUUUUGCAGAGAACUUUUUGCACAAAGCUUUGGAUAUCUGGCAGAAGUACAAAGAUGAAAGUAUCAGUUAGUGUUUCUCUGCUUCUGCUGUGCUUUGUCUGUCGUGUAAAAGCAGUGACCAUUAAGUCAUGUCCACUGGCAGACGGGAACUUUCUUCAGACAGAGGUUGAGAAAACUGUCACUCUGACCUGUAUGAUUGACGAAGGUAUUGACCCAUCCAACCAAAAUGAAUUGCAGUGGUUCCGCAAUGAUGUCCGGGUAAACCUGGCUGAAGAAAACCGCCAGUCCCCAAGUAGUCUUUGUAUACAGCCUGUCACUAAAGAUGACAACGGAGUUGUUUUUAUCUGUCAGCUGAAGGGUAAUACAAGUGUGAACAGCUCCAUCGAGUUUGACGUCCAGUAUCCCCCAGACCUUAAUGACACUAAGGAAGUAUUUGUUGAAGAAGCAAGUGAUGUUGUUCUGUCCUGUGAUGUCCAAGCCAACCCACCUGUAACUGUGGUUUGGAAAAAGGAUGGUGAAAUUCUGGAUCUGAUCUCUGGCAGUUACAAAACAACCAAUAAUGGCAUUACUGCUCAGUUAUUAAUCACAAAAGCUAUGCGCAAUGUACAUCAAGGAAUGUACAUCUGUGAAGUAAAUUCAUCCAUCUACGGAAUUAUGGGCAGGACCUUUAAUGUUACAGUUCAAGAUAAAGUGAUAGGUUUCCCUAUAGGACCCACAAUAGCUGGAGUGGUGGUGGUUUUAUGCACAAUAGUAUUCGCACUCAUUUCUAGGAGGAAUAAAAUUAUUAAGUGCAUUAAACCAAAUUGAACAUCUCCACAUGGAAUUGAAAUUCUCAAGAAUUCAAACCACAGCUAUUUGAGAAGAAAAUCAGACUAGAACGGAAACAGCCAUUACUGGACUGGCAAAUGGAAGACCACUCUUAAAUAUAAUUUACUAAUUCAAAAACAAACAUGUCCUUUCAUUCCUGCUUAGUCUCUUUGUUUUGUUAUUAUUAAAUUAGAAUGUGAAAAGAUGUCUGUUAAACAACCCUUAUACGUGUGAUUUUUUAAAGAUGAUGUCAUUGUGUGUUUCUUCUUAGAUUACAAUGUUAUUGAGGAAUUGCACUAAAAAAGACAUACUUUGUCUCUGAGCAAGCGAAGACACUCCUAGAGACAGUAAAAUAACCUCAUUAAAGUGAAUUGCAGAAUAUUUUUUACAUUCUCAAGGACAAGAUUUUUAUUGUAUAAAUUGGACUGUUAGAUGUACCUAUAAGUCAUUAACCUUUAACCAUCCACUCAGAUAGUAAGCAAUAUGUGUUAGUCUAUUUGCACUGUUUGCUUUGUACAUUGCAUAUCAAGAUAAAUGAUAGGACAAAUAAAAAUGUUGGACACACCUAA
Messenger RNA from Puntigrus tetrazona (Sumatra barb), 1557 nucleotides. It is a transcript of the gene tmigd1, whose product is annotated as transmembrane and immunoglobulin domain containing 1. Lineage: Eukaryota; Metazoa; Chordata; Actinopteri; Cypriniformes; Cyprinidae. Bases 236 to 988 code for a protein of 250 amino acids. Gene Ontology annotation, biological process: cell-cell adhesion. The record is from RefSeq and is a predicted model, not a curated record. Gene Ontology annotation, cellular component: cell-cell junction. Gene Ontology annotation, molecular function: cell adhesion molecule binding. The transcript has 6 exons.